CUUCAUGUGGUUUGACCACGUUAAAACCCGGAAGGUAUCACAUACUUUUUCAUUGACUAUGCUCUAUAAAUCGGGGAGUGAGUGCGAAGUAUAAUUGUUUUAGAGACCCGGUUUCGUUUAAUUUCUUACGAUAAAACUGUCACAAAGACCGGUGCUUAUGCCAUCAAAAUGGAUGCAAAGGGGCCACUUUUUGGCAUCUUCUUUAUAAACUUCACAAUUUUUCAUCGUGUGAAAAUCGACCUUGACGAGGUAGACUGUUUAUAAAACCGAUGACAUUGCCCUAUACAACAGCAAAAACAACAUUGAUAUUAUUUGAAAACAACGGUGAUUUAGAACAUGCAACAUCUUUUAUUUCUCGGUGUGUAUCUACAUCUGGGGGUUGUAAGUGAUCCGAAGCCUUUAUUGUAACCAGUUAAACACUUUUAAGAGCGGAUUUGUUAUGUUAAAAAACAAUCAUUUGUAACAUAAAAUGGAGCAACUCAAGGAUUUCCAUACAAAUUAUAAAACAAAUAAACGUCAUUCUCUUCUCGUUAAUUCGCUGCUAUUCAUUAAAUCGUUAUCCUUUCUUAUUUUCUGUUUUGAAUAAGUUUAACACGGGGGACCUAAUAAAGUCUAUGUAAAAUAUGUAGGUCGGGUUCAGCUACACGGUGGCGGUCCGGGGUUAGCAAGAAAUAACAUGUAGUUGUGAGUUGUGUACCUUGAAAAGGAAACACACUCCAGAUUUUCUGACAUUCUGUUUUUAUAAUGCCAAAGACGAAGGGGUGCAGUCGGAGGUGCCUGAAUCCGAGGCACCUGAUGAAGACGAAAUGACCGAAGAAGAAAAAGCGAUCCGCAAGGCACGGGACCAGCUACUGUACGCUAUUCGCUUUGAAGAUGAGGGGAGUAUUCGGCGCAUCGUUGAACAGAAUAAGGAGAUUAUCAAAGAAGUAGCUGGUCAACCCACGACCAAUGGGGCAGGGUGGAACGGUCUGGCAGUGGCCGUGUACCACGGACGCCUGGACAUGAUCAAGCUGUUAUUACGACUGGAUGUGCCGGUAGACUCCAGACGACGCGACGGGAUGACACCCCUUAUGCUGGCCGCCUACAAGGGAAACAGGGAAGCGAUGAACAUUUUAGUAGAACAAGGGGCAGAUGUUAACGCCCAAGAUUCGAAAGGUUAUCACGCUUUGUACCUAGCCGUUCAGAAUGGUCACAAGUUGCUGGCUCGUCAGCUUCUCACUUACGGAGCCAACGUUGAUAUGAAAACCAAAGAUGGGUCUUUUGCGUUGGGCGUGGCGGCUCAGAUAGGGCUUCGCGACUUAUGCAGCGGUCUGAUCGGAUGCGGUGCCACCGUCAACUUACAGAAAGACGAUGGCACUUCGAGUCUCCACCUAGCAUGUCAGGAGGGGUAUCUUGAGGUUGUGGAGUUGCUGGUGGACUCAGGAGCCGAUGUAGAUUUGAGAAAACACGAUGGUUCCGGACCUCUCUUUGUCGCGGCCCAAAAUGGCCACUUGGACGUUGUAAAAUACCUGCUAUCUAAAGGGGCCCAAUGUGAACUAGCAAAGUUGGGCGGCUGGGUUCCUCUUCAUGUCGCUUGCCUCAACGGAUACCCUGAUAUCGUAAGAGAGUUACUGGCUGCUGGCUCCUCUGUGAAUCGCCAAGGUGCCGACGGCUGGACGCCCCUGCACGACGCUUGCUGGCGUGGACGGGAAGAAAUUGUAUCCAUUCUGCUUGAAAACGGCGCAGACAUCACACUCAAAAAUCGCAAGAACAGGACGCCCUUGAAACUGGCCGAAGAAAAGGAGUUUGAGAUAGUGGUGAAACAACUUGAAGACUUUGAAAAGAAAGCCGGAUAGGCAGAACAAUAUAUCAUUGGACUAACAAGCGGUUUCUGUAAUGCAUGUGCCACAAAAUGGGUCUCACUAGUGAAGUUUUUAGUAUUGAAUUGGCAUAAAACUUUCUUGAUUUCUAUCACCCUACUUCUGACUUCCGUUUGUGAUCGAUUGGACUAAUUAACUGUAUACGUUUGCGGAAGAGCACAAAGUUAUAGCAAUUCAAACCAGAACAAAAAUAGGAAAUAUCCUAUCACAACUCAUUGAUCGAAUAACUUUUCACGCACGAAAGGUCACGUUCACAAUUACAUUACUUCCUAGACUUGUGAGGAACUAAAACCGCCAAAACCAUAAGAGAUGUUUUCUUGAAAGGAAAGAAAUAUUUCGAACGAUUUUUCGCGCAGAGUUUCAUCUUAUGAACAGUAUUUUAUGCAAUGAGCAGGAGCAUAAUCAAAACAGCUAAAAUUCCAAAGAUGCAUCAACAUUUAAACUAGUUCUUAAGGGAGACUGUACAGAAGUUUUAUCCAAAUUUUGUUCAAGCUUCCCUAUAUUGAUUCAGUGGAACACCAGUGCUUUGAUGGCAUAUAUAGAGUCUUAGUUUUGCGGAGUUAACUACAUUCCAAAUCACAAUCUUGUUAUCGACCAACACUGGGCUAACUUAACCGUUUUACACUAUCACAGAGAAGAAGGCGGUUUGAUCAAGAAAACAGCUUCGACUUCGUCGGGCAACCCAAGUGAUUAAAUUCAAACCAUUUACUUUCUUAAUAUAGCCGUAAAACAUUUUUAGUUAAACCGGCAAGGUUGGUCCCCAGACUCCCCACUAAGCAAAUGCUCAAAUACCGGUUCAGCUAUCAUGAAUUUGAGGUGCCAAAUGUUAUAUAUUUUCAAUUGAAUUUGCUAUUUAUCGUUUGUAUAAUAUUUCAUGUUCUUUUUCAUUUAUUUAAU
This is a messenger RNA of Lingula anatina, 2756 nucleotides long. RefSeq lists its product as uncharacterized. Lineage: Eukaryota; Metazoa; Brachiopoda; Lingulata; Lingulida; Lingulidae. Gene Ontology annotation, molecular function: protein binding. The record is from RefSeq and is a predicted model, not a curated record.